Molecule: messenger RNA, 1432 nt
Organism: Tribolium madens (black flour beetle)
Lineage: Eukaryota; Metazoa; Arthropoda; Insecta; Coleoptera; Tenebrionidae
Gene: Cralbp
Product: retinaldehyde-binding protein 1
Exons: 6
Coding region: 84-1091 (335 amino acids)
Cellular component (GO): membrane
Molecular function (GO): phosphatidylinositol bisphosphate binding
Source: RefSeq, a predicted model, not a curated record
CUGAUUACAUAGUAAUUGUUCAUUUUGGCCAGCAGUGGUGAUUUUCAAUUGAUCGUUUUCCUUAACACAUCAGAAAAUUUAGGAUGCCUGGAACACAGCUAAUAAUGCCUAUCCCUUGGAGCGAUAAAAACAGCGGUCUUGUAGAGAAACAAUUAGUCUACAAGGAUCAAGAAGAGUUUGCUAAUCAACUUAUGAAAAUUGCGGGGAAUGAACUUAGAGAGGAUGAAAACACACGGAAACAAUGCUUGGAACAACUCAGGGAAUGGAUCAAGAAAAAUCAGGACAUUGAGAAUUGCCUCACUGAUGACAGAUUUCUUCUCCGUUUCUUACGAGUGAAGAAAUUCAGUAUACUCAUGGCUGAACAAACCCUUUUGAAAUACUUAAACUUCAGAAAAAGAUUUAAAGAAUUUAUGUACGGUCUGGAUCAUCUUAAAAGCCCUCUCAUUAACAAUGGAUAUAUUUUUGCAAGCCCUUUUAGAGAUGCUAAUGGAAGGAGAGUUAUUAUUUAUAAUAUAAGCAAAGUCGAUCCUCAUCAAUUUACCGGAACGGAUGUUGGCUUAGCUCACGCUAUCACUUACGAAACUCUUUUGGCCGACGAAGAGAACCAAAUCGCUGGUGUUAACCAUGUUUGUGAUGCUAAUGGCCUAAGUGCUGCUUUUCUGACUCUGUGGUCCAUCACAGAAUUCGCAACAAUAAUUCGUUGGGGGGAGCAAUCCCUACCAAUGAGACACAAAGAAAUCAAUCUUUUAAACUUUCCAUCAGCUCUAAAGUAUGUCUAUGAUUUUGUUCAUUCUACAAUUAAGAGUGAAAAAUUAAAAAACAGGAUUAUGAUUCACAGCUCUUUGAAUGAAUUGCAUAAUAAAGUAGACAAAAAGUGUCUCCCUCUGGAAUUAGGAGGUGUUAUGCCUGCAAAAGAAAUGGCAGAACUGUGGAAAAAAGAAUUAGCUGCGAAAAGAGAACUUCUGCUAUCUUAUGACGCCAUGAAUUUGUUAAGUGACAAAGGUAUAAUAUGCAGACGAAAUUUACCUAACGAGGAUAAUACCGGAGUUGGAAGUCUUCCUGGAAGUUUUCGAAAGCUUGAAGUUGAUUAAGUUUGUUUAAAUUAAAAUUUAUUUUUUAUUGUUUGUUUUAGAGUAACAAUAGUUUGUUAAUUUUAACUUCAUUGUUUGUUAAGUUAAAACACACCACUCUAAUCAUCACAAAACUGUAGAAUGUAGUUAGAUCCGUAAGCAUCAAGAGACAAGAAACAAUUUUGUUUACUUUCUAGUACAUAGCUUUAUAAUUUUAUUGUUAUAUGUUUGCUUUAAUAAUUAGUUUUUAGUUUAAUUAGUUUUUUAUAUAACACAAAUCUGUUUGUGCAGCGUCAUAGCGUCUCAUAGUCACGACAUAAUGCUUAAUCUUAAUUUAAUAAACGCACAAUUUUAAUUAUUAA